Messenger RNA from Penicillium subrubescens, 1143 nucleotides. RefSeq names its product CaiB/BaiF CoA transferase family protein. The record is from RefSeq and is a predicted model, not a curated record. The coding region runs from base 1 to 1143 and encodes 380 amino acids. Lineage: Eukaryota; Fungi; Ascomycota; Eurotiomycetes; Eurotiales; Aspergillaceae. Gene Ontology annotation, molecular function: catalytic activity. The transcript has 2 exons.
AUGGCUGCUCCACCUCCUUUAAAUGGCAUUCGGGUCGUAGAGCUGGCCGGUCUAGCUCCAGGCCCCUUCGCCGGUCUCCUUCUCGCCGACUAUGGCGCAUCAGUCCUUCGAAUCGACCGGCCAUCCGCAGUCAGUGGAGAUCAACUCACUCGUCGCAAGACCUCUAUAACGCUCGACCUGCGCGAGACGAAAUCACGAGAAAUUCUUCUCCGCAUUCUGACCGCCACCGAUGUCCUUAUCGACCCCUUCCGGCCGGGUGUCCUCGAGCGUCUUGGUCUCUCGCCAACAGAGGUUCUUCUCAAGCAUAACCCGCGCCUAAUUGUGGCGCGUAUGACGGGGUUCCGGCGCGAUGGGAAAUAUAAGGAUAUGGCCGGUCACGAUAUCAAUUACAUUGCCGUAUCGGGCGUCCUCUCCAUGCUUGGCCGGGCAGGCGAUAAACCCUAUGCACCGGGCAACAUUCUCGGUGAUUUUGCCGGAGGUGGUGCGAUUUGUUUUCUAGGCAUUAUUCUCGCUCUGAUUGCUCGUACCAGCACUGGCCGCGGACAAGUCGUGGAAGCUAACAUGGUCGAUGGAUCCGCCUAUCUCGCAACAUUCCCUCGACUCGCUACUAAAAACCCGUCAUGGGGUGAACCACGCGGCGAAAACUUAUUAGACAGUGGCUGUCCUUACUACGAUACCUACGAGACUAAAGAUGCCGGGAAAUACUUUGCCGUCGGCGCACUCGAACCGCAAUUCUACGCAGCCCUGCUGCGUGGACUAGAACUCGACCCCAAGAAGAUGCCAGCACGCGAAGACCGCGACAACUGGCCCGCACUCCGCAACAUUUUCACUCGUCGCUUCAAGGAAAAGACGCGCGCCGAGUGGGAGGCCGUUUUCGACGGCACUGAUGCCUGCGCCACACCUGUCCUGGAGCAUUGCGAGCUGGAGUCGGCGGGGUACGAGCAACGUCCCGCUGUCCACUUAUCCCGCACGCCGGGCUAUCCCAUCAAGGCUGAUGAAGGCGGGUGGACUGGCGGGGGACUUGAGCCUGGUGAGGGAGGGGUGGAGACGUUGAGGUCGUGGAUGGGAUGGGAGCCUAAUAAGGAUUUCCAGGUGCGGAAAGAUGGUGCGUUGGUAUCCGUGGAUGGAAGGGCGAAGCUGUGA